Molecule: messenger RNA, 2461 nt
Organism: Pan troglodytes (chimpanzee)
Lineage: Eukaryota; Metazoa; Chordata; Mammalia; Primates; Hominidae
Gene: KDELR1
Product: KDEL endoplasmic reticulum protein retention receptor 1
Exons: 5
Coding region: 1105-1743 (212 amino acids)
Biological process (GO): protein retention in ER lumen
Cellular component (GO): membrane
Molecular function (GO): ER lumen protein retrieval receptor activity
Source: RefSeq, a predicted model, not a curated record
GGACCCCUGGGUCUGAGGGAGGAGGGGCUGGGGGCCAGGACCCCUGGGUCUGAGGGAGGAAGGAAUGGGGCCCUGGACUCCUGGGGCUGAGGGAGGAGGGGCUGGGGAUCUGGACUCCUGUGUCUGAGGGAGGAGGUGCUGGGGGUCUGGACUCCUGGGUCUGAGGGAGGAAGGGCUGGGGGCCUGGACUCCUGGAUCUGGGGGAGGAGGGUCUGGGGGCCUGGACUCCUGGGUCUGAGUGAGGAGACUGGGGGCCUGGAGUCCUGGGUCUGAGGGAGGAGGCUGGGGGCCUGGACUCCUGGGUCUGAGGGAGGAGGCUGGGGGCCUGGACUCCUGGGUCUGAGCGAGGAGGAGCUGGGCCUGGACUCCUGGAUCUGAGGGAGGAGGGGCUGGGGGUCUGGACUUCUGGGUCUGAGGGAGGAGAGGCUGGGGGUCUGGACUCCUGGAUCUGAGGGAGGAGGGGCUGGGGACCCAGACUUCUGGGUUUGACGAACGGGCUGGGGCCUUGAGUCCUGGGUCUAGGGGAGGAAGUAGGUGGGGUAUCUUUCUUGUCUUCUGGGGGAUUGGAGUUAGAGUGCCUGAAAGCUGCAAAAGCUAGCAGCUGAGCCUCCGGGUCCCUGCAGGAUUUUUCAAGCUCAGAGGGCAGUCUCUACAUCCCUGCAAGGGCUGAGGCUGGUGUACCGGACUGCGUCUCUUCCAGAGACACAGAUUGCCUGGGCGAACCGGUGCUGGAUUUGGCACUUUCCGAACCCUGCGACCCUCCCAAGUUCCUAUGGGGCAGCUUUGGGGGUGCGUUUAGCGCCGCCACGGCAAAGCAGGAGGUGGGCGAUAGGGGGCGCCGGGGAUCCAGGCCCCGCCCUCGGGGGCGGAGCCUCUCCUCCCGGACUCCUCCCCCUCCCGCUCUCCUCCCUCUUCCCGGCUCCAGCUCCGCCGCCAGCUCCGGCCUUUGCUCCCCCUCCCAAAGUCCCCUCCCCGGAGCGGAGCGCACCUAGGGUCCCUCUCCCGUCCCCCCAGCCCAGCUACCCGUUCAGACCAGCAGCCUCGGGGGGCACCCCCCCGCCAGCCUGCCUCCCUCCCGCUCAGCCCUGCCAGGGCCCCCCAGCCAUGAAUCUCUUCCGAUUCCUGGGAGACCUCUCCCACCUCCUCGCCAUCAUCUUGCUACUGCUCAAAAUCUGGAAGUCCCGCUCGUGCGCCGGAAUUUCAGGGAAGAGCCAGGUCCUGUUUGCUGUGGUGUUCACUGCCCGAUAUCUGGACCUCUUCACCAACUACAUCUCACUCUACAACACGUGUAUGAAGGUGGUCUACAUAGCCUGCUCCUUCACCACGGUCUGGUUGAUUUAUAGCAAGUUCAAAGCUACUUACGAUGGGAACCAUGACACGUUCAGAGUGGAGUUCCUGGUCGUUCCCACAGCCAUUCUGGCGUUCCUGGUCAAUCAUGACUUCACCCCUCUGGAGAUCCUCUGGACCUUCUCCAUCUACCUGGAGUCAGUGGCCAUCUUGCCGCAGCUGUUCAUGGUGAGCAAGACCGGCGAGGCGGAGACCAUCACCAGCCACUACUUGUUUGCGCUAGGCGUUUACCGCACGCUCUAUCUCUUCAACUGGAUCUGGCGCUACCAUUUCGAGGGCUUCUUCGACCUCAUCGCCAUUGUGGCAGGCCUGGUCCAGACAGUCCUCUACUGCGAUUUCUUCUACCUCUAUAUCACCAAAGUCCUAAAGGGGAAGAAGUUGAGUUUGCCGGCAUAGCCCCGGUCCUCUCCAUCUCUCUCCUCGGCAGCAGCGGGAGGCAGAGGAAGGCGGCAGAAGAUGAAGAGCUUUCCCAUCCAGGGGUGACUUUUUUAAGAACCCACCUCUUGUGCUCCCCAUCCCGCCUCCUGCCGGGUUUCAGGGGGACAGUGGAGGAUCCAGGUCUUGGGGAGCUCAGGACUUGGGCUGUUUGUAGUUUUUUGCCUUUUAGAGAAGAAAAAAAAAUCUUUCCACUCUUUAGUUUUUGAUUCUGAUGACUCGUUUUUCUUCUACUCUGUGGCCCCAAUUUUUAUAAAGUGUUUUUGAGUGUCCUAUGGGCCGGGGCAGGGUCCAAGAUCUUUUCCCUUCCCCAGGCCCCUCGGCUCCCUCCCAGAUCCCACCCCCAGCCCCACUGGUUGCCAAACACUAAAUCUGCCGACACCCAUCUGCCCCACCUCCUGCCAUGGCCAUGAACCGCAACCCCCACUAAAUUUCUAGAUUGGGGAUAGGGAGAAAGGGAGGCCCAGGAAGGUCUCCCCUGAUUUUUUUUCAUAGUAGUUUUUUUCCCCAGAGUUUGAAUUUUUUGGUCUUCUCCUGGUUUUUUGGCAAAUUAGGGGGGCCCAGGGCUCAAGUGCGGGAAGGGGGCUGGCCCGAGGGUCCCAUGGCUCUCACACCAUGUUUUUGUACAGAACUGAUGGUUGAAUCUUUGUUCUCUUGAAAUAAACAGAAGAAAAUGAAA